AUGCAUCGUUCUUCCGUCCUCUUCGCCCUCGCCGGUGCAUCCCUCGCUGCUGCCCAGGGCUUCUCGACCGAGUGCACCGAUAUCUCGCUCAACAAUUCCUGGCUGGUUGCUACUUGCCCUUCUGGAAAUGGCGACGAUAUUACCAGCAGUGUCUUCUUGAAUUCUAACGUCGGAAACGAUGGUGGAGAUCUCGCGUGGAAGGAAGAUGGCCAAUACCGCCAGUCCUGCAGGGAAUGUACCCUCAUUGACGGCAACACCUUGCAAUGCUCGUGCCCCAUUGCAACAGGUCCCAGCUAUCAAACGACCUCUCUGAACCUUGAGGAACACAUCGCCAACUACGAAGGUCACCUCCUCUCCAACCGAACCGGGGAAAUUACCACAGUCCCUGAAAACUCCGACACCCCGGUCCCUUUGGACUUUGGAGUACAGCUGGGACUAGAUACACUGAAUGACGACUGUAGCGGCGUCGGUAUGACACUUAGCCUGAACCUGCCGACGGACUGCUACUAUGUCAACCCCGGCGUCCAGGAUAUCUUGUUCACCUCCGGAGUUCAGAGCGGUAACAACGGGUGGGAGAUUGCGGCGUACUCAGAUAAGGAGUGUACCAGCGAGAUUGUGCACACUUUCACUGCUGAUGAGAAUGAUCAGUGUGUGGCGUUUGAGCCGAAGGCUAUGGCGUGGUCUGUUAAGCCUCUAUGGAAUGCGGACUACUAA
Aspergillus versicolor CBS 583.65 is the source of this 714-nucleotide messenger RNA. RefSeq lists its product as uncharacterized. The record is from RefSeq and is a predicted model, not a curated record. The transcript is spliced from 4 exons. The coding region runs from base 1 to 714 and encodes 237 amino acids. Lineage: Eukaryota; Fungi; Ascomycota; Eurotiomycetes; Eurotiales; Aspergillaceae.